Fusarium pseudograminearum CS3096 is the source of this 2253-nucleotide messenger RNA. RefSeq lists its product as uncharacterized. The transcript is spliced from 3 exons. Gene Ontology annotation, molecular function: DNA binding. The record is from RefSeq and is a predicted model, not a curated record. NCBI's taxonomy places the organism in Eukaryota, Fungi, Ascomycota, Sordariomycetes, Hypocreales, Nectriaceae. Gene Ontology annotation, biological process: regulation of DNA-templated transcription. Bases 1 to 2253 code for a protein of 750 amino acids.
AUGAGUUCUCAGGAUUAUAGUGAUCUGGGCCAUGUCCCUUAUUGGCCUGAGGACACAGAGACUGUUAAUCCAUCAGAUUUAUGGAACACAACUCCAAUUAACAACAGCUUCGAUCCUCAGCAAUUAAACACAACCCCGCCUCCAGAUGAAGUCGAUCAGAGCCAUGCUACAGAUACCUAUGAGUCAUUUAACGAUGCCAUACCCCCAAGACCGGGGAAACGCCUCUCUCUAAUCUCCGUCCGCAUCCUCAACAAAUGGCUAUCAGCUCAUAUGCAUCAUCCAUAUCCCACUGUCGCCGAAGUCGAGUCUCUCACCAGACAAACAGGUCUCAGCAAACAACAAGUUUUGAACUGGUUUGCUAACGCUCGUCGAAGAAAGAAGUUCCAACGACCAGACACAUUAGACUACAGCUCUGCAUCAUCAGAAGCAAGUCCGAGAGACAUCCCACUCCCGAGACCUCCGACGCCUACAAUUCAACAAACUCCAUUUGAGAGAUGGAGAAGCUCACCGCCAGAGGAUGAACCUUUGGGUUUGGAUGCUAUUGCCAGGGCCGUUACCGGCGUGUCGCAUCCUCCGGCGGGAGGAAGCCACGUACAGACCAGGAAUGCACCUUCUGUGACUGGAAGCUGGGCCACAAGCGCCGAGACAUCUGACUCCAGUCGGAGCUCAAACGGACAUAGAUUCGAUGGGUCUAUACGAUCAACUCGGAAUGUCAAUAAAAAACGAAGACGUGCUCGGCGACAUGGCAGAGGAUAUGGUACCAUGCAGCUCUCACAAGAAUGUCAUCGUUUCCAAUGCACUUUUUGCACAGAAUCCUUCAAACUGAAGCGCAACUGGACACGUCACGAAAAAACACAACACCUGUCGCUUGAGCAAUGGGUUUGCACACCUGCUGGUCCCACAAUCCUCAACGAAAGGUCCGAAAAAGUCUGCGUCUACUGUGGUGCUGUAAGCCCCGAGGACACUCAUUUCGAGACGCAUAAUCACCAUCUUUGCCAUAACAGAGAGAAAAGUGAACGGACAUUUUACAGAAAAGACCACCUGAGACAGCACCUUCGACUUGUCCACGGAUCAGAAUUCAGAAAGUGGCCGAUGGAAGAUUGGAAAGUGAAGCACCAAGAUAUCCGUUCACGGUGUGGCUUUUGCGAUAUCAACAUGACGACUUGGUCGGAGAGGGCAAGACACUUGGCUGAACAUUUUAACGAGGGUAUGACGAUAGCUGAUUGGAAGGGAAAUUGGGGGUUUGAUGCGCCCACGCUUGACAUGGUCGAGAAUUCUAUGCCUCCGUACCUUAUUGACUACGAGCGCAAUUCUCCUCUGCCUUUCACGACAUCACAAGGCGCACCUUACAGCUCUACCAGUGCCUUUGAACUUCUCCAGUUAGAACUCGACUACUUCUACUCCAAUUACGUCGAUACAAACCACAACAUACCAAGCGAUGAAACCCUCCACACUGAAGCAUGCUCCGUCAUCUUCGGCGCCGAAAUGUCCUCCUCGACCCCACAAGCGGCAUCCUCCUGGCUGCGCGACCUAAUAAUGGGCACAGAACACAUUACUGCCAAAGCUCGCAUGGCGCCACUGAAAAGCGCGGCGAGAUCACGAUUUACUGAGUUAAGGAUACACAGCAAGAAAGACAUUUUCGACAAGUGCAACCUUGAGGAUUUUCUGAGACGGCAUGUUGAUAUGCUGAAGACGUUGAAUCUUGAGAUUGACGAUGAUGAGUUGCAGAGGGAGGCAUGUUCUAUUGUCAGUCAUAUGAGCGAUGCUUCGCCCAUAUUUACAAAUCUUCUCAUUGCUUUGAUCAACGGUUCGACAAAGUGGUUGGUGCCGUUCAGGCUGCGGACCGGAUUGCCAAUCGUUGAGACUGAGAUCAAUCUGCAAGUAGAUGGCAGAGAGACAGAGAAUCGGGACGCAACUCCACUGGACCUGGAUAUCCUGCAGCAGAUAUUAUCUGAAGAAGCAGAUCGCAAUACCCUUGGUCACCCUACACUCGGUUUCAGUCCCGCCUCUUCCAAUCAAAAGGUGGUUUCGCUCAACGAUGGAAACAUGUACAGGGGCCUCACGCGAGAUCUCACCCGAUAUGUCGCACGUACGAUAUCGCCCUUGAACCCAACAAGUCACGUCCCAACAGACGAAGAGCUGCAAUACCAAGCGCGAUGGAUCAUGUAUGACAGCCAUGAUGUCUGGAACCAAACGCCGGCUGAUAACAUGGCUUGGCUUGAGGAGUUUAAAAAGGAGUCUGGGCUUUUUUGA